AUGGCGCGCUCCAAGAAGACCUCCAGGGCACGCAAGGUCUCCAAGGCCGACGGCACCGCCGCUGGCAGCGCCGGCGCGACGGACGUUGCUGGUAUCGUCGACAAGGCGCACGUCCUGCUUGCGCAGUCCAACUUUGAGCUUGCGAUCAAGUUCCUCGAGCGCGCGCUCGAGCUCGAGCCCACCAACCUCGAGGCAAGGGAGCUCGCGGGCGUCGCCGAGCUCGAAGGCGGCGACGCCGAGCGUGGCCGUGCGCACCUCCUUCACCUCUUCCCCCCACACGCGGCCGAGGCGCCCACCCUCCCGGCGCCAUACCUCUACCUCGCGCAGGUCGCGCAGGACCCGCAGGAGGCGUUGGGUUACUACAGCACCGCGACCGCCAUGGUUGAGAACACUCUCGGCGGCAAGGGCAAGAGCCGCGCGGUGGCAGAUGCCGCCGAGGUCGAGGAGCUGACGCGCAUGGCCGUGACGGCCAUCGUUGCCAUGGUGGAAAUCUGGAUGUCGGACCUGUGCUUUGAGGAGGCCGCGUCUGCCAACUGUGACGCGCUCAUUGCCCGUGCGCUCGCCAUCGCCCCCACCGACCCCGAGGCGCUCAUGGCCUUGGCCUCGAUCCGUAUGAGCCAGUCCAAGUUUGACGAGGCCAAGGACGUCGUUAUGCGCGUGUACGCCGAGCUCGAGGGACGGGAUCCAUUUGACCCCCUCCUCCCUGGUCUCCCCGUCCGCCUGCAGUUUUCGCGUCUUCUCCUGGAGCACAACCUGCAGAUGGAGGCGCUCGACGUCCUCUCCACCGUGCGCGAGGAGGACAGUCUCGAGGUGGAGGGUGCAUACCUCGAGGGCUGGGCAUGGCACCUCCGUGCCGAGGCGCUCGUCGCCGACCCGACCUUGUUGGACAAGGAGAAGGCCGAGCGCGGACCCCCCGCCGAGGGCGAGGAUGAGGACGACGACGCACCGCUGUCGGCGGACGAGUGCUUCUCCGAGUCGCUGAGGUGUCUCCUCGAGUGCGCAAAGCUCUUUGGCGAACAGGACUACCCUGACCAAGGCAUCGGCGCGCACCUCCAGGAACUGCUCAAUGGCCUGCAAGCGCGUGGCGUGCAGCCCGCUGUUGCCGAGGAGGCCGCCGCCGGCGAGGGCGAGGACGAGGACGUCGAGAUGGCUUAA
Molecule: messenger RNA, 1155 nt
Organism: Apiotrichum porosum
Lineage: Eukaryota; Fungi; Basidiomycota; Tremellomycetes; Trichosporonales; Trichosporonaceae
Exons: 5
Coding region: 1-1155 (384 amino acids)
Molecular function (GO): protein binding
Source: RefSeq, a predicted model, not a curated record